Schizosaccharomyces osmophilus is the source of this 348-nucleotide messenger RNA. RefSeq names its product SPBP23A10.17-like, conserved protein. NCBI's taxonomy places the organism in Eukaryota, Fungi, Ascomycota, Schizosaccharomycetes, Schizosaccharomycetales, Schizosaccharomycetaceae. Bases 1 to 348 code for a protein of 115 amino acids. The record is from RefSeq and is a predicted model, not a curated record. The transcript is spliced from 2 exons.
AUGUCUUAUUUCCGUAGCGGUAUCAUUGGGUUUUUGUCUGGCUUGGGUCUUAGUUAUGCUGGUGGUGUCCAGUCGUUAUUGUCGUCAAGUAAACAAACCCAAACAGAAUUGCAGGUUACGACAGAAUUAAUCCAAAAACAAGUAAAAUCUCAAAAAGAGUUGGAGAACCGAAUUCGAUUCUUGGAAGAAACGGCUUCGAGGUACAAUACCGAAGAGCAAGUAAAGGAAUGGAAAACAAUCGUUCAGAAUAUGCAUCUUGACCAGCUGGAAUUACAAUCUCGGCAAAAGCAAAUAGAGGAGGUUCUUGGACAUUUACUACUAGAACGACAAACCAAGCUUUUGGUAUGA